AUGGCUCUACAUCCAUUCCUUGAAAAUUUGAAGGCUCAAAAUGCCUUCUCUGCCAACUCAGCAAUUCUGACAGAAGGUUCUGUUCCCAUCACUCUAGGUGGAAAUCUCUAUCUUAAACUGUAUCCAGAGCUCUCCCAAUAUAUGGGACUGAGUUUAAGUGAUGAACAAAUACAUGAAAAUUCGGCCAUGGUCCCUGGAGCACAAGGUCAGGGGUUGGUAGCAAGACCUUCCAGUGUGAACUAUAUAGCGUCACCUGUACCAGGUAAUGAUGUCGGAAUUCAUAGGACGGAAAUUAAGCAAGGGAUUCAUGAAGUCAUUUUGUGUAAAGACCAAGAUGGAAAAAUUGGACUGAGGCUUAAGUCCAUUGAUAAUGGUGUAUUUGUUCAGCUAGUCCAGGUGAAUUCUCCAGCCUCACUGCUUGGUCUGAGGUUUGGUGACCAAGUGCUUCAGAUCAAUGGUGACAACUGUGCAGGCUGGAGCUCUGAUAAAGCACGCAAGGUGCUCAAGUAG
Molecule: messenger RNA, 510 nt
Organism: Jaculus jaculus (lesser Egyptian jerboa)
Lineage: Eukaryota; Metazoa; Chordata; Mammalia; Rodentia; Dipodidae
Product: syntenin-1-like
Exons: 2
Coding region: 1-510 (169 amino acids)
Biological process (GO): positive regulation of transforming growth factor beta receptor signaling pathway
Cellular component (GO): plasma membrane; cytoplasm
Molecular function (GO): syndecan binding
Source: RefSeq, a predicted model, not a curated record